Messenger RNA from Podarcis lilfordi (Lilford's wall lizard), 16769 nucleotides. Lineage: Eukaryota; Metazoa; Chordata; Lepidosauria; Squamata; Lacertidae. The record is from the annotation of a GenBank genome assembly.
GGCGCAUGCGCGCACGACUCUCCGCCAGCUGGCUUGUGUUUCGCCCGACGCCGCCUCCUCCUCAUAGAGGAAACGCCAGGACCCGAAGCAAGAGCCUCCGCCUCACAGCCAGCCUUGCGCUUAACGGUCCGGGAAUAGAAGCCGUCGCCCUCGACUCGUUCGGUGAGCCUCUCGUCUGUUAGGACACCGUCGGGGGAGGACGCGGGAGAAGCGGGGCGGGCGAGAGGCCUGAAGCAGGCUGGGCCGGGCCCUCUGUUCUCCCUUGGCGGCUGGGCCGGGGGAGGGGGCCCUGAAUGGCGCUGAGGGGGCAGCAGCGUCUCCCUCCCUGGGGAAAGCGGCGCGGGGGCUUCGGCCAGGCCCGCUUGAGACGGAAACAGCCCCCUCCCCUCUGGCUCCGGCUGAGCGGGGCGGGUCCUGGGGAGCGCGCUCUCCGUAUGCUCAGAAAAAGGGCUUGGGGAGGCGACGCCCCUGGUUUCUGCGCGGGUGUUUUGCGCCCCCCCUCCCGUAACGGCGGGGGUGGCGGGGCGGGAAGCCUCGUCGGAAGCGAGCCCCUUUCCCCUGAGUCUCGCGAGGGCGAAGGGGGAGCAGCAGCUUGGCGGGGCUCCCGGGCUUUUGAUCGGCGUUGCCGUGGGAGGGAAGGAGGGCGGGCGGCCCACGCGGACCUCCGUCUCCCUCGAGGGGCUGGGAAGAAGGUUGAAAUCGGAGGGGAGGAGUCGGGCCAAUAAAGGGCAGGGGGUUUAGCGCGGGGACGGGGAGGGUUGUCUUUUGGCUCAGAGAGCGAAGUUGAGGUCGGCGGAGGAAGCAAGACUCGGUUUCGUUACGUAGACUGUUUACUUUAAAGGUGGGAGAAGGAAGUAUGUAGUCCUAUUUCUGUGAGUGGCGCAGCGGUCUUUCCACUCAUGUGAUUUACAUCCUCUGAAAGUCGGGAUCUGUUUUGAUAUUCACAGCAAACCCUACAGGGAUCCAUCAAACCUUUAUUUUGCGCUACAGUAUUUAAUACACCUUGUUCUUCAUCUGCGUGUGUGUACCCCACACAGAUGUGACAACGACGACAACAAAACAAAGUCUUGAGACAUUUUGAAAACUUAACAGAUUUAUUGUGGCAUAAGUUUUCAUGAGCCACAGGCCAUUUUAUCAGAGAUGUUGAAUUUAGUGGAUGUUGCAUUCUGAUGGGAUGGACUAUAGUCCACAAAAGCUUAGGCCAUAAUACAUUUGAUUGCCACGAGACUCCUUGUUGGGUUUAGUGCAGCAGGCUAACACAACUACCCCUCUGGAAAAAUGAAUGGGAAUUGUUUUCUUUUUGAAUUCUAUCUAACACAGUCCUAUAUGUGAAAGUGUGUUUUCAGUUAGGCUAACUUUCUAGUAUGCGUGUUCAGGAUUGCAGCUUUAGAGCAUCUGUGCCAUCUGUUCCAAAUGUAUACUUAGAUGAAAUACACACACAGUCUUUUUGAAUGAAGUUGUACUUCAUAUUUUGGCAGACUUUUCUCCUGCCCAUAACCCCACUUUUUCUCUCUCGAUAUAAAUUGACACUUUGGCUGUAUUUGUUCAGUCAUUUUUUAAAAUACGCGAAAUCCAGCAUCUUUCUCUCACAGCAGCCAACCAAAUGCCUGUGGGAAACCUGCAAGCAGGACCUGGCCACAAGAGCAUUCUCCCAUCCUGUAGCAACUGAUAUUCAGAAACAUCACUGCCUCUGACUUUGGAGGCAGAGCAUGGCUAUCAUGGCUAGUAGACAUUGGUAAUCUUAUUCUCCAUGAAUUUGUCCAGUCUUCUUUUAAAAUCAUCCAAGUUGAUGGGCAUCACUGUCUCUUGUGGGAGUGAGUUCCAUAGUUUAACUGUGUUGCAUGAAGAAGUAGAUUAUCUAUGCUGAAUAUGCAUGCACUCCUGUGAUAUGAGAGAACGAGGAAACAUUUUCUGCAUUCACUUUCUCCAUACCAUGUAUAAUUUUUAAUAAACAUCUCCUUCACGUCAUUUCUGCUCAACCUUUCUCUAAAAAGUCCCAUAUGCUUCAACCAUUUAUCAAAGGGGAGUCACUCCACCUCCUUGAUCAUUUCAGUUGCUCUUUUCUGAACCUUUCCCAACUCUACUGUUUUACUGAUUACUUGAUUGAGGUUAGGCGGCCAGAACUGUCCACAGUAUUCCAAAUGUUGUCACACCAUAGAUUUGUAUAAUGGCACUAUGAUAUUGGAAAUUUUAAUUUCAGUUUCUUUCCUAAUGAUCCCUAGCAUGGAAUUUGCUUUUUUCAUGGCCUCUGCACACUGGGUUGACAUCUUCAUCAGGCUAUCUACUGUGACCUCAAGGUCUUGUUCCUAAUCAGUCGCUGCAGGUUCAGACCCCAUGAGCAUAUAUGUGAAACUUAAGGUUUUUUGCCCUGACACUUUACACUUGUUUACAUUGAAUUGAAUUUGCUAUUUUACUGCCCAUUCAUUCAGUUUGGAGAGAUUCUCUUUUGAGAUCUUCACAAUGUCUUUUUGUUUUAACAAUCCUGAACAAUUCAGUGUUAUCAGCAAACUUGGCCACUGUGUUGCUCACUCCUUACUCUAGAUUGUUUAUGAAUAAGUUAAAAAGCAUACGUCCCAAUACUGACCCUUGAAGGACUCCCACUUUCUACACUUCUCCAUUUCGAGAAUUCUUCAUUUAUUCCUACUCUCUGGUUCCUGCUACUUAACCAAUUAUUGAUGUUUAGGAUGACCUCUCCUUUUAUUAAACAACUGUUAAGGUUAACCAGGAAUAUUUGGUGAGGUGACUUGUCAAAAGCUUUUUGAAAGUACAAGUACACAACAUCAACCAGAUCACCUCUAUCUACAUGCUUGUUGAUGCUCUCAAAGAAUUGUCAUAUGUUAGACAGGACUCACCCUUGCACAAGCCAUGCUGGCUUUGUUUCAGUAAGGUUUGUUCUUCAGCAUGCUUGGUUAUUUUAUCUUUAACAGUAUUUUACACCAGUUUUUGGGUGUAACUAGCUUUUAAUUUCUAGGAUCCUCUCUCCCUGCCCAAUCUGUUUUUUUUAAAAGUGUUACAUUGACUACAGUCCUCAAGAAUGGAGGCUGAUCUGAGGAAUAAAUUGCAUACAUUUGUUAGAAGAUCAGCAAUUUCACAGUUGAGUUAUUUGAGAACUCUUGGUUGGAUGCCAUCCAGACCCAGCAAUUUGUCACUUUUUAUUGUGUCAUUAAGGGCAAGAACUUCAUCUCUCGUCACCAUUAUCUGCCUCAGUUCCUCAGACUUGCCUUCAGUAAAAGUUAGUUCAGGGAUCUGUCAUAUAUCUUGCAUUGUGAAAACAGAUGCAGAGAGUUCAUUCAGCUUCUCUGCAGUCUUACUAUCCUUCUGUAGCACACCACCUCCCUAGACUCUCCUGCUACUAAUAUGUUUUAAGAACCUUUUGUCUGCUUGCACUUUUUUGGUCAAAGUUUGUGUUCCUUUUUGUUCUCUUAAUUUGGACAAUACUUCCAUUUUUUGAAGGAAGCCUUCUUGGCUCUAAGCAUGCUGGCAUCCUCUUGGUCCUUGUGGCACAUUUCUUGAUUUGCAGCUUCUAAUAUUGAGCUUCUAAUAUUGAGUUUUUAAACAACUUCCAAGGUCUCUUGCGGGGGCGGGCGGGGUGAGCGCGCACAUAAUCCAAGCAUCUAGCUACUGGCUAAUUAUCUCCUAGGUUACAUGCAAAUCCUGAAAUAUUUUAGAAGCUUGGCUUUUAGUGUGAAUUUUUUGUGUUUCUUUUCAAACAUAAGUUGUUAGUAAGGUUAAUUGAACCAAGUAAACCAAGCCAAUAUUUGUCCAUAUCCUGGGGCAUGUUGAGGGCAACUCUCUUUUUGCUCCAACCUAAUAGGGAAAGGGAGGACGCGGGUGGUGCUGUGGGCUAAACCACAGAGCCUAGGACUUGCCGAUCAGAAGGUCAGUGGUUCAAAUCCCCACGACAGGGUGAGCUCCCGUUGCUCGGUCCCUGCUCCUGCCCACCUAGCAGUUCGAAAGCACGUCAAAGUGCAAGUACCGUAUUUUUCGCACCAUAGGAUGCACUGGACAAUAGGACGCCCCUUGUUUUAGAGGGGGGAGAACAAGAAAAAAAAUUCUCCCCCUCUCUGCCCAGCGCACCUUCCGCGAAGCGGCAGGAGGCGCUGCGCAGAGAGGGGGAGAAUUUUCCCCCUCUUGUUUUCCCGCUCUAAAACAAGGUGCCGUUUAAGGUGCGUUCAGGCGGCUACCUUGGAAGCCUGGAGAGCGAGAGGGGUCGGUGUGCACCAACCCCUCUCGCUCUCCAGGCUUCAGGUUCCUUUCGACCUGCUCUUUGGGGCUGGCGGGGGGAAGCCAACCACCAGCCCCAAAGAGCAGGUCAGGGAGCAGUGGAAAUGCGCAGCGGAGAGGCUCCAGCCAUAGCCGCGCGUCACCUCUCCAGCCGGGAGAGGGUCGCGGGGGGCUUCUUUAGCCCCACGCGCGCUCUCCCAUCUGGAGAGGUGACGCGCGGCUAUAGAGGCUCCUUCCAUAGCCGUGCGUCACCUCUCCAGCCGGGAGAGGGUAGUGGGGCUAUGGCAUCUUCGCUCCAUAGGACGCACACACAUUUCCCCUUCAUUUUUGAAGGGGAAAAAGUGCGUCCUAUAGAGCGAAAAAUAUGGUAGAUAAAUAGGUACUGCUCCGGCGGGGAGGUAAACGGCGUUUCCGUGCGCUGCUCUGGUUCGCCAGAAGCGACUUAGUCAUGCUGGCCACAUGACCCGGAAGCUGUCUGAGGACAAACGUCGGCUCCCUCGGCCAAUAAAGCGAGAUGAGCGCCGCAACCCCAGAGUCGGUCACGACUGGACCUAAUGGCCAGGGGUCCCUUUACCUUUACCUAAUAGGGAAAGGGGAGGAAUAAUACUUACUAAUAAAUGGUUGUAAAACUUAUCCAGGAAAAAGUACAAAAGUAGAAAGAGAGAAUAAUAGAAUCAUAGAAUUGUAGAGUUGGAUCCAGACAGUCCAAGCCCCUGCAAUGCAGGAAUCUCAACACAUUAUUCCCCCAUCAAAGGUAUUGGAAUUAUUAGUUCACAUCUAUUAUACUGUCCCUUUGACUCCCAGAGCAGUCAGUUUGUAUUGGAUGAAAAGAUGGAGAGGAGGGAAUCUGUAAAAUUAACCCAGUAAAAACAUGGAUUCAUUUGUAGCUCAAAUUGACAACCUUGGCUACUAUUCGGAAAGUGAGGAUUCCAGUAUGCAAUCAAAUAUUCCCUUCUAGUGGGGUAGAUGGGAAAAGAUAACAACCUGAACUGUAAAAUAGUGUUUUAAAACAAAUUUCAGCCUCCCCAAUGCUCUUUCAGUACUCUUUCAUCAAUUACAACUGAUAAGAUUUCUGCAAGAUACAUUUGUGACUACAAAUGGUGACUAGCACUCAGAACAUCUGAUUUCUGUUGGACUGCUGAAGAGCUGCAUAUUUGCAUUAGAUAUUGUAAUGGAAAGUGCAUGUUUCUAGUGUGAUAUUCAUUCUAGGAUAGGAUAACCAACUAUAUAUUUAAAAAACUGGGGCUCAAUUUACUCAAGUGCAGGUGCAUAACAUGCAUGUGAAGGAAUCCCAAUGGAUACAAGAGAGCCUUACUUUCUCCAUACAGUCAUACCUCAUGUUACGUUUGCUUCAGGUUGAGCGUUUUCAGGUUGUGUCCCGUGGCGACCUGGAAGUACCGGAAAGGGUUACUUCUGGGUUUCAUCGCAUGCGCAGAUGCGCAAAAUGACGUCACACACAGAAGCGGCGAAUCGCGACAUGCGCAUGCACAGACGCGCAUUGCGUUCCUUUCAGGUUGCGAACGGGCCUCUGGAAUGCAUCCGUUCGCAACCAGAGGUACCACUGUACUUCUGUCAGUGUGAAAGCAUAUUGGUAUGCAUAGAGACAGCGUAAGAGGGUAUUGCAAGGAAUGGAAAGGCUAUUUCCCCUGUGUCUGUCAAGACUGUCCUGUGUGCCAUGCAAGUUCCUUGUGCUAUAAAGCAUAGGUAACAUUGCAGUCAUAUUGAUGUUUACCUGCUAGUAAAAUCUGUUGUAUAUUGCUGAACUUGCUUUUGAGCAAGUUUGCAUGGAAUUGUGCUGUAAUUUGCAUGGUGCACAGAUAUGACUUGUAAAAAGUUAGUUUUUUCAGCAUCAAGUAAAAAUUUCUGAGGGAUUAAAAACAUAAAGCUAUGCUAGGCAAUUCUGUACCCAACUUGCAUAUAAGUGCUACUUCCUCAUUCAUUUUAAGACUUUUUGUUUUAUUUCUUUCAGGCUAAUUCUGUGAAAAUGUCGCUGUAUCCUUCCCUGGAGGAUCUGAAGGUGGACAAAGUAAUUCAGGUAUGUCAAAGUAUAUUUUAUGGGGGAAACCAAUGUUUGCUGAAGGUCAAAACAGUAACCAUUUGAAAAUUCUAUUUCUGAAAAACAUCUUUCUGUAUAUUCUAGACCAGCACAUAAAAAUAUAUUCUUGUAUAAAGAUUAUCUUUUAAUUAUGUGCAUAGUUUCUGCUGUUAUAAUAAUUAUACUAAGUGUGAGCUCCGGUAGUUUAGGCCUCUCCAAGUAUGUGUGUGUGGAUGGAUGGAUGGAUGGAUGGAUGGAUAUGCAGGCACCCUGUGAACCUUUCUGAUGUAAUACUUGAAUUAUUUUUGCUGCUGUUCCAAACACUGUCACAAAUUGCCUUGAAAUUCACUCUGUUUGUAAAGUAACUUUACCAUGCACAAUGGGUCACAAAUCCAAAGUCUCUUAGGUGUAUGGAACUAAUUCUUUAGUAUAGUUCUUUAGAGCCUGAUCUGUUUUUAUUUAUCAGAUAAAUUUCCAAAUUUGUAUUAAGGAAACUAGAAGUAAAGCAAAGGAUUAAAGAAUAAAAGUAUUUGUAGUGCACAUUCAAUAUUUGUUUUGAUAAAAGUAGCUAUUAUAGAAUAAGGCGUGUGUUUCCUCAGCAUUAUUAAGUCCCACUCCUCAAACAAAGUUACUCCUAAACAGGUUAGAAAAUUGUUUUGAAAAUAAGUUCCCCAUUUUGAAAUUCACAUAUUUUUGUGAGCAAGCAAACGUUGUAAUGUAACUUGUUACUUUCAACAACUGGAACAUAUUGGUUUGUAACUAAAUAUAUAUUUAUGUAACCUAAAGGCAUAAUUAAAAGUUUUUGGCUCUGCAACCCACAUGCCUCUUGUAUUAUAGAAUUAUGUCUGUUUAUAAACUUUAUAAAGUGUUUUUUUUACUUUAUCUUCCUGUGCAGGCACAGACAUCUUUUGCUUCAAACCCAGCCAAUCCAGCAUUUUUAUCUGAAGCCUCAGCACCCGCCCUUCAACAUGGAAGUAAGUUACUUUAGUGCUAAGAAAAUAUGAGGUAGCAGAAGCUAAAUAUGUAUUGCACAAAAAAAUACAACUUUAACAAAAGUCAAUUGACAUAACACAAGUUCUAGCUAAACUAUUUCACUGGUUUAUUUCACUGAAAGGUUUUUAUUGAUCUCUGGAAAUGAUAAGGAUAGGCUGUAUAAAGAUAAUUGCUUUAAAGAGAAUUAAAUGGAGUUGGGUGCUUGUAGGGUGCUUGUCAGUCUAAAUCUGUAUGGGUUACUUUUGCAUGUGUUCAUAAGGAUUUCUGUUCCAUCCUCCUCCUGCAUUAAAUGUGUGAAAUUAUUUUUUUGGGAGGGGGGAACCCUGCACAGUAUUGUUUAAAAGUACUUAUCAAGCAGCCUGAGGACUGCCUUUUAAUGAAUGUUGUCUUCUUCUUACCUAUAAUACCCUUUCCAAGUGGCUAGAAAGUCUAGCUGCUGUUGCACAUAUUCACAAUGGGAGCCUCAAUUGCCCCUGGGAGCAUUGGGAUGUGAUGACAGGGUAGGGUUUUUUUUGUGUGCAUAUGUUGUUCCUGGGAGGGAAGGUAUGUCACUGCUCCCAGUGGCAUAUGAAACCCUAUUUUCAACAUACCUGGCAUCAGCUGUGCUUUGUGGCCGCUUGAAGCAGCUAUUAACUUUUUUGAAAAAGUUUUUUUUUCUUUAAAGGCAGUCCUCGGGCUACCUUGUAAAAUCCUUAUGUGGGUUUUCUAAUCUGAGAGUUGCUGGUCAGUGAUCCUAAUAAGCUUUCAAUAUGUAAAUCUAGUAGCUCCAAGUGCAGUGGUAACUGUCAGCAUGUUGUAAGGGAGGAUAAGAUUGCUUCAGUCUGAUACUUGUCUUUUCACCUGUGAAAUUAAGAAUCAUCUCAACAGGCUCUAAAUAAUAGUAAUAGUUUAACAUUAUUUUUGUUUACUUUCUAUAGACUUGUAUCCCAAACUGUAUCCCGAACUUGCCCAGUAUAUGGGUCUAAGCCUAAAUGAAGAAGAGAUACAAAGAAACAUGGCAAUGGUGCCUGCUGUAAAUUCUCAGGGGGUAAGUAUCAACCAUAUAAGUAGGACUAAUUUAGGUUUCCUUGUGUUUUGCUUAAAUAAAAGAAAAGAACAUUAUAAAAGCAAGAGCUGAAAUAUUAGGGGUGUGCCCCAAAUGAUGAUACAAAUUGGGGUGAUUCAAGUCAUGAAUCAGAUUGUGCCCUUAAUAAAAAACACACACCAGAUUUACCCAGCUUUUCUGAGAAACUAGACCAAACUGACUAAGUAAUCACCCAGAGCUUUGAGGAAAGUGGAGAGGUGGGAGAUAUUUUGUUUGUUUUUAGUUGCAGUGAAUUAUUUCCCAAUUUGCUUCAGGGCUGAAGGAAUCCAACAAUUUGGAAAUAAACCCCCAAUCUGCAGGUUGGUGUGCAUCAAAUGAGAAAUGGGAACCCAGUUUGUUGGAUUCUGCUCCCAUCAAUACCUGUGAUCCUAAGGAUUCCAAAAUAAUAUAACUUUUAUAAAGCACAAAAUUGUUGUCCUGAAGUCGCUCAUGGGUUUGUCCCAUUUAAAGAAAAGGCCUAUAAAUGAGACUUUAUUCUGCCAGUUUUUAAGGUUGACUUAUUUUAAGGUCUUCUAAUUCUCAGCUUGUUGCAAGCCCUUCUGCAGUGAAUUACAUGGUGGCUCCAGUAACUGGAAAUGAUGUUGGAGUUCGCAGAGCGGAAAUUAAGCAAGGAAUCCGUGAAGUAAUACUGUGUAAAGAUCAGGAUGGAAAAAUUGGACUUCGUCUUAAAUCAGUGGACAAUGUAUGUAUGAUAAAUCUGAUUUUUUAAAUAUAAAAAAGUGACCCAUUAAUUUCAGCUAUCUAGAGCUGAACACAGUCAAGUUGCUGUGUAAUUGCUAAUCCAGAUGUUAAUUUUAUGGCUGAAUCUGCAUGUUUCACUAAAUGUUCUGUUUAUUUUUAUUUCUCUAUUUGGUCAUGUUAAAACUGUUAAUCAUAUAAAAUAUUGUACAGAUAUGCAAGUAAAAAUAUAAUAAAACACUUUGCAUUUAAAAACAAAUGCAAAUUAUAUUUCUAGAAUAAAAUGAAAUGUAUGUGCAUGUUAAUUUAAACCAAAACUACCCCUCCCCCUUUUAACGGUAGGUGUUGCCAAAUGUGUAUGUGAUGCAUGUGUUCUGUUUUUCACUGUGCUUCUCUUGCAUGUUUUCUCUAAAUGCAUUGGAUAGAUACUGGAUGUUAAUUUACUUUCAUAUGUGGACGUAUCUUUGUAUUUAGGGUAUUUUUGUCCAGUUGGUUCAGGCCAACUCGCCAUCAUCACUAGUUGGCCUGCGGUUUGGCGACCAGGUUCUGCAGAUUAAUGGCGAAAAUUGUGCAGGUUGGAGCUCUGAUAAAGCCCACAAAAUUCUGAAGCAAGCACCUGGAGAGAGAAUUUCAAUGAUCAUCCGUGACAGGUAAACCCUCCAGAAAUGUUACACACCUUCUUAGACAUCUUUGGGGUUUCAUAGUUGUUAAGGAGUGCCUAGAAGUUGAAUGUGUUGGGUUUUUGUUGGUUUUUUUCAAACCUCAGUUUCCUAGUGUGACUAGCUUAAGGUCAGGGCCUAAAGUUGUGCACACAAAGGUGUGUUAAUAUGCCCAUAGAUCACACACAGAUCUGAUUUUUCCAUGUACAGAUCUGAUUUUUCCAUGUACACGUUCAUCUGCCCAAGUGCUUUCCAGUCCACACAAGUGACUGGUGCUUGAUGGGAUUUGUACUAUGUGUUGUCUCCUCCCCGAAAUUAAUAUUUACCCACCCUCCCUGAGUUCCAGAAAACUCAGGUCCAUUGUGGGCAUGUGUUCAGAUAUUUGGUUCCCUGUGCAUUUGGCCAAUUUUAUUUCCAGUAUACCAGAUAUACACAAAACACCUGAUAAAACUUUUUUUUUUUUAAUUCAUGGGUCAUACCUGGCUCUGCCAGCAGCCUACCGAGUAGUGCCUUGCUAACAGAAGUAGGACGUGUGGCAAUAGAUAGCACCCAGCAGAACAGCACACACACACCACACACGAAAAAGCCCAACUGCCCAAUGUGCUUCAGUAUGUCUGGAUUAUACAUUGGAUUACAGUGGUACCUUGGUUCUCAAACUUAAUCCGUUCUGGGAGUCCAUUCAACUCCCGAAACCUUUUGCAAACCAAGGUGCAACUUCCGAUUCCUGCACUCAAGCGGAAGCCGUGUCAAGACGUUCGGCUUCUGAAAAACGUUCGCAAACCGGAACACUUACUUCCCUGUUUACGGCAUUUGGGAGCCAAUUUGUUCGAGAACUAAGCCAUUCGAGAACCAAGGUACCACUGUAUAUAUUAACUACAGAUUGGGAGAAUCCAGAUUGGAUUGUUGCUUGGAUGAUGACAGUGUCACAUGGAUGACAUAAAAGGCAUGUACACUGGGAUGUACUGAAUCUACUUUAAACUGCUGUGUCAUAGAAUCAUAGAAUCGUAAAAUUGGGAAGCGUACACAGCCUAAUACCUUUGGAUACAGGUUAGUGAUGUAGGACAUUAAGUAAAUACUCCAAACAAUAAACUAUGAAUGUUUUUCUUACAGGCCUUUUGAGCGAACUAUUACCAUGCACAAGGAUAGUACUGGGCAUGUUGGCUUUAUAUUCAAAAAUGGAAAGAUAACUUCAAUAGCAAAGGACAGUUCUGCUGCUAGAAAUGGACUUCUGACAGAACACAACAUCUGUGAAAUAAAUGGUCAGAAUGUAAUUGGCCUGAAGGUGAGUAACAUGCAAGAUAACACACACUCAGCAAGUAUUGCAUUUUGAAAAGUGGAGUGAUAUUGUUCUAAAUGGGCAGAAGACAUAUGCAAAAGCUUGUCCAUAUAAAUUUAUUUGAUUGAUAGAAAACAGGACCUGCAAUCCUGUGGUCCCUGGGAGUGUGUGUCAGGGGUCAUUGCACCUUCAACCACAUUCCAUGGUUCUCUGGGGAAGAGAGAUUCAACAGCAGCUAAAACAUCCUGAUUCUUUUGCCUUACAAAGUAUUCUUGCUGCUAGACCUGCAUAGAUCAGGCUCUCUUCUUUCAAAAAAGUUGCUGGUUCCUCAGGCUAGUGAAAGGAAAUUAAACAGAAUUGUACAUUCACUUCCCUAUUAAUGACAUUAACACAUAAUUUUGUCUUACUAGUUGUUCGGCUGCUUGGAAGAACCAGUAGCAUGUAGUAUGAAGGCAAUGAUGGCAGUAGUGGGAUAAGCGGUGGGUCUGCUAUAGGUGAUUGAGAGCUUAGACUUUUAAUUUAGCAAACUACAUUCCAGAAUAUAGUCCAGUUUUUUAUUAAAGGGGCUGUUUACAUUAUCUAUUACCUCAGGGAAUGGGGAACCUAUGGCCCUCCAGAUGAUGUAGGACUCACAUCAGCCCCCGAUGGUAUAGCUAGUGGUCUUGGGUAUUGGGAGUUGUAGUUUAGCAACAUCAAGAGUCUCACACAUUCCCCAGUCCAGCUCUACCUGUAUAUGUGUAUAGAAUUUAUCACCUCAAUAGUGCUUAAGACAGCUAAUAGCAAUUAAAACUAUUGUGGAAGCUACAUCCACAAUAACAUCCGUAAGUGCCAAGUUUCAAGUCAGAAUUCAUGACUUUCUAUCUUCUUCAUAGGAUGCCCAAAUUGCAGACAUACUAACAUCAGCUGGAAACGUGGUGACCAUCACUAUCAUGCCUUCUCAAAUUUUUGAACACAUAAUCAAGAGGUACGUGUAAAAUACUUCUCCAUUUAAAUAGACUAACAAUCUCUUAAAAGAAUAGGCAUGCUUUGAUUGUAGGAUCUUCAGAAUAAAUAUCAACAAAUGUAAUAUGCAUGUGGUGUUAAACUCUUAUACAAAUGUGGCUAACAGUGGCAGAGUCUGAAAAUCUUUAACUAUUCUUGUCAAGCUGCUUGCUGAAAUUUCAAAACGAAAAGGCAAAUUUCAGCUUAGAAUGAAGCUUAUAAAUGCUUCAUACCACUAUUGAUUUUAAAGUGUUAUUGGCACUAAAACUAAUUCUAGGAGUGAAGGAAUGUAGAACUUAGUUUUUUCUUUUGCUGCCAGGAAAUGGGUUGAGAAGCUACUGCAGUAAGCUUGCCUUCAGCUUUUGAGUUUACAGCAUAUGGUCUUGUGCCUUGUAACAAAUGAGUCCAGUGUUGCACUCCUUGCUGCGAUAUUUUUGCAGCUUUGGAAUUAAUCUGCUUAUUACACAUUGUUAAAGAUUCAUUAUUAUUUUCAGGAUGGCUUCAAGCAUUGUGAAAAACCUGAUGGAUCACACCAUCCCUGAAGUCUAGAAAUCUGUUUUUGGGUGCAUCUGUAAUGAGAACUUCGCUAAACAUGGGCUACUUAGUCUGCAACUUUUACGUUCUGCACAUGAGCCUUUCUUUAAGCCCAAAGCAGAUAUACUGCCUUGAGUAUUUACAUUAUUAUGGCUGGGAAUGUCACAAUCCAACAUAUUACCUUGCUCAAACUAUGAGUUUUGUAGCCUUAUACUUGUCUCACAAAAACCAGUAUAACUCUUUUUCAUAGGGUUAUACUGUUUAAUUCAACACUUUAUAUAAGCCAUUGGAAUGAAAACUAAUGUAUCUUGUGUCUUUUGCUAUCUGUGAUCCAAGCACAUUGCUGCCCUUUGUACUUUUUCAGACGAAUUAGUUUUUCUACUACCUUCUGCUAGGAAGGAUAUUUACAUUUAUGACUUGUAGUGCUUGUUAACUGCUGAUUUUAGUAACCAUGUUUACAAAGCAUGCCAGUUAAACUGAGCAUAACGUAUCAUUCCAUAGACAUUUUAAAUAGCACAGGUGAGCAUUUAGGUUCUGUCUUACUGCUGCUCUUUUACAAGUUGUUCUGAUGUGCUUAAAUUAUGUUGCCUUAACCAUGUUAAACAGAAAUAAAGUCUGAAAAACAAGGUUUUCAUUUUCUAACUAUACUGAUGAAGGUCCCUAAAUUUCUCCCCCGCCAAAAGCCAAUAACUUAAUUAGUAGUGGAAAGGGGGGUGAGCUGUCAUGUUGAGGUGUGGAUCCUAGCUUGGAACAGUAUGUACAGUAACAUAAUUCAUUUUACUUUUGAAAGAGUGUUACCUUAAUUUCUUGCCUUUCUGAAUUUUAUUAGUUUGUGUACAGCUAUUUGGCAACUGGCAUUUUCUUUGAAGGCUGCUGCUCAAGACUUUAAAGCUUUCUACAGUGGUUGAAGUUGUUUACAUUGCCGGUCCCUAUUACAUAGCCAUUUCAGUCUGCUGGUGAGGAGUUUUGGAAGGUGGGAUUGUAUAAACACAAAGGCCUUAACCCCCAUUUUUACAGGUAAUGAAUGCUGCUAUGUUCCUAUUAAAAAGUACUUCUCUACAUAACUGAAUCCUGAUGCUUUAAAAGGAGCAUUAGAGCAGGGCUUGCAAGAUGCAGUUGGACCAGCCAGCAGCCCACAUCUACAUGGCCAAAGGCCAAGAAUGAUAGUUGUAGUCCAACAACAUCUGAAAUGACAGUGGUCCAUGCUGUAUCUAGCUGCAAGGAUACUAGUAAAGAUAUGUUUGUAAUGAUCAGGAUUGAAUUCAGAGAUAGGAUACACUUGUAUUUUGGCUAAGGCCUGAGGUUUAUCUCCAUUUUGUGGAAAAAUAUAGACAAAUAAUGUUAAGUAGAUUACUGCGGUUGCAAGUUAGAACCACUUUGGUUACUGAAAAAUAAGUCUUUAUUUGACAAGCAUUACAGGCAAUAAUAACAUUCAUAAGGAAAUACAAGUGCAUACUGUAGCUCAGCAUUGUAAUUGCAGACCCAAUCUCAGCUCUUUGAACUUCAGCAGGCAUUGCUACUUGCGAAGAAGGUCCUUUUAAAAAGUUCACUUUAAAAUAUCCAUAUGUGUUUGAGUGAGAAGGCACUAUUUAGUAUUGCUGUUUCCAGAACAUGAUUUGUCUGUCUUCCCCUCCUGUGAUUAUGCUGCUGCAUCGUUCAUUCAUCCACAUACAUGUUACAGUACCUAGGAAAGAGACAGGUGUACAUCAGAUACUUGUUUCACUUACCAUAUUAUCCUUAUCUUUAAAUCUUGGUCUUAUUUGGUUAAUGCAUUGCUAGAUUUGCCCAUAAUCAUCUAGAGCUGCACUCCACACUACUGUUGUGCAUAUAUAUUAUAGGCCCUGAGCCAGAGAUCAUCAUUGCAACCAACUUUCAGGUGCCAUUUCAGAUUCUAGGGCCACAGCUAUACAUCCAUAUUUUGAUGAAUUCUGGUCUUUUGUUUCUCAGGCUGUACAAUGGAAAAUACUUCACAUUAAGUUCUAAGGUAUAAAACAGAGCCCCAGGGUAUGAUACAUUCAAACACACCUAACCAGAAUCAAUAUAUUAAUAUCCCACUACUUAAAAGAUUUCAAAGUAUACUUGCAGAUUUUUAAAAGUUGAGAAUUUCACACAUACCAGAAUGUCCUGCGAUUCUUUCUAUUAUCUUCCCUCCAACAAUAUCCCAAACCAACAAUUCUCCUGACUGACUUCCUGAUAAGAUGGUGUUGCCAUCCCAUUUGAAACAUCUGCAAAAAGCAAGUUGUUAGAUCACAAGUGAGUCAGACAAUGCUACUUAAAACCAACCCUCAGCCUCGUUUUUAGCCAAGCAGCUGCUGUGUGCCCAAGUUCUAGAAGACAUCUAGUUAACCCCCUGCAGUGUAGGAAUCUCAACACACAGUUUCCCAUCCAAUCUGAAACCAUACUGGACAUAUACACUAAACCCUUUGAGCAAAUGCUACACACAAAAUACAUUCUUAUGUAAGUAUCCAUGUAUGCAUGUGCGCGCACACCAUUGCAUAAAGUGAUGUUUUUCACUAUCUAAACACACCAAUACUGAUGGAGGUCAUUGGAAUAACUUGAUCUAACUCAGGAGCAAAGAACUUAAUGCCGGCUGGAUUACAGCUCCUACCAUCCUUGUCUAUUGGCCAUGCUGCCCAAGACUGAUGGAAGUCGCACAGAAUCUGGAGGGCAUGCAUGUUGAUGGCUAUCCAUGAUUCUACUGCAAAUCCCUAUAUGAAACAGCAGUGCAUUCCAAAACUUACCUUUGGGGUUCCUCCGAGCGCAUGGAAGAGAUGAUCAUUCCAGUUUGCACAUCUGUCACUUUAAAGUAGCCAUCUUCUCCUGUGCUUAGUAGGUGCCGGCUAUCUGUGAAACAAGGUAACUGCUCUGGAUUAUUUAAAUCAACCCCACAAAAUACAUUCAGUCCAUUCCCAUGCAUAUUUAAAACAGGUCUCAUUAAGUUCUAUGGAUAGCUACUAGUGAGCAAAUCCCAUUGCAUGGCACCAUAAAGGCUGCAGUGCCAAAACUCAACCCACGUGGUGCAACAGGAGGCUUGUUCACAUAGGACACUGAACACAGAUACAAGCUGUCUUGACACAUGAACAACUGUUUAUAUGAGUGUACACUAAUUUGUACAGCUCAACGGUUGUACACAAUAAAACAGACUCUACAUUUUAACAUUACAUGGUAAUAGCUGAGUGUACAGUUCCAGUAUUGUGUUUACAGUUUCACUAACACUACACUUCCUCAAUGUUAUGUAUGAAUACCCUUUGUGUGUAGUUUUAAAAUAGGCAGCUUUAUCAAUUACUUGUUUGAGUAAAUAACAAACCAUCUCCUAGGCAUCAGCACAAUUCCUCUUAAAAAUAAGCUAAACUAGCAGCGUUUUAUUUUUAUUUUUAAACUACCAUAGGCAACUGGAUGGGUGCUUAUAAAUCCAACUUAGCUGGUGGCUUGCUUUACCAAAACAUCUCUUGGCAGAAAGGUUUAUUUAAGCAAACAAAAUUAUUUGGAUGGCUUUUUUGUUUCAGGCCAACAACGCAAUACAAAUGAUUUAACAUUAGGAUGUUUUGGUAGGCAAGCUACUCCCAAUUUUCAUGGGUUACUUCAUUUCCGGUCUUUUGUAUGACUGCAGAGUGAGGGUGGAUACACACUAAAAUUACAAAGCCCUAAUCAGAGGGGAGCACGUUGGUUGCAAUCCUACAUACACUUUACGUAGGAGUAAGCCCAACCGAACACACUGGAGCUUGCUUCUGAAUAAACAUGCAUAUGGUCACACUGGAUAUAUCAAUUCAAUAGGAAUGUCUCUGAAUUAUCUCGCAGCAGACUGAAGUAUUUUUCUCUUCACAAUGUAUAUAUUUUAGAAGACAUUAACACAUAACAUACCGGGACUAAAAGCAGCAUCAGAGACAGUCCCUGAAUGGCAUGGAAGUUGAUGCAAGAUAGAAGCAGUAGUAACAUCCCAGAUACUAAUGGAUCCUUCUUUUGUUCCUGAUGCCAGCAGGGUAUAUGCAGCAUUCAAGUUGAUUGUAUUUACCUAGGUAAUUAGGCAUAUGUAUGAGAUGAUUAAAGAAGUAACAAGCACCAUGAAGCAAGAAAGGCAAGUAAGCAAGCAUCUAAAAGGCAGUCAGUCAUGACUAGAGCACUUAAACAUUCAAGGCAAUAUGCACAGUGGCCUGGAUCCUAGGGUCUUAUAAACAGUCAAUGUAAUGGCUUUAUUGUAAUGUAUUUUUUUGUUUUUAUCCUUUGAUUCUUAAUUUUUUGUAAGCUGCUUAAAGACUCUUGUAGUGAGAUGCUAACAAGUCAAAUAAACAAAUCUUCUACAUGGUC